Molecule: messenger RNA, 747 nt
Organism: Xyrichtys novacula (pearly razorfish)
Lineage: Eukaryota; Metazoa; Chordata; Actinopteri; Labriformes; Labridae
Source: the annotation of a GenBank genome assembly
AUGGGGAGGAUUGCCAAGGAGGUGGCGGGUCAGAUCAUCAGCUUCAUCGGCUUUGUUGGUACGGCGGUGACGUGCGGGAUCCCCAUGUGGAGAGUGACCAGCUUCAUCGGCGCCAACAUCGUGACAGGACAGAUCAUCUGGGACGGUCUGUGGAUGAAGUGUGUGAUGCAGAGUACGGGGCAGAUGCAGUGUAAGCUGAACGAGUCCGUCAUGAGUCUGUCCAGGGAUCUGCAGGCCGCACGAGCCCUGGUCAUCAUCGCCCUCAUCUUCGCCUUCAUCGGCUUCAUCAUCACCUUCAUCGGAGCGCGGUGCACCAGCUGCCUGAAGAAAGACUCAUCAGGAGCCAAGGUGGUGAUCGGUGGAGGGUGUCUUAUUAUCGCUGGUGCCAUCCUGCUCCUGAUCCCCGUCUGCUGGUCUGCAGCCGUGACCAUCACAGACUUCGAGAACCCCCUGACCAUCAACACGCAGAGGAGGGAAAUCGGAGCCGCCAUCUACAUCGGCUGGGCCUCGGCGCUGAUUCUGCUCAUCGGGGGGAUCAUCCUCUGCACCUCCUGCCCUCCCUCUAAACCUAUGUAUGGAUACCCGGGUUACAGACCACCCGUUUACCCUUACGCAACCUCGAACCCGCCGACAUACAGUCCCGUGUACGUCCCUCCAGCCAGCCGAGCGUACUCAACCAGCGGGUCAUACAUACCAGCCAAACCUUACGGAGUACCAACCGCCUACUCGCCUCAACAGUACGGGUGA